Molecule: messenger RNA, 6441 nt
Organism: Symsagittifera roscoffensis
Lineage: Eukaryota; Metazoa; Xenacoelomorpha; Acoela; Convolutidae
Exons: 10
Coding region: 62-6232 (2056 amino acids)
Source: RefSeq, a predicted model, not a curated record
GAUGUGAAAUAAUUAAAUACUUAAAUUUCGAUCUUUUCGAAUUGAUUACGAAGGCGGAAAAAUGCUGAAAAGACGUGCCAGAGGUUUGUUCGUUCCGUCAGUUGUGAAAGCUGUCGAGGAAGAGUCCAAAAAGUCCAUGAAUGAUGAUCAGCCGGAAUCGAUGGUCCCCACAGAUGGAACGCUGUCUCACCGUGAAACCACUAAAACUCCCUUUGAGGAAUCAGCUGUGGAUAAUGCCUCGAGUGAAUUGGUUGCUAAUAACUUCGUAAUCCAAGUUUCUACGCCAAGUGAAGUUCCGUUUGAAACCAACAUUGACACAGAUACUAUUGAAUUGGUAUCUAAUAAAUCGGUUGAGCCUGGUCAAAAGAUUCAAUUUGAGACUUCAUCAGCUAUUGAUAAGUCACUGGUAUCUGAGAAGUGCGAUUCUUCAGGACCAAAAGAGGUGCAAUUUAGUUCGGGAAGUACGGCCUCUAAUAAUGCAUCAAGUUUUCGAAGGUCUCGCGCUAAGGUUGCUCCCAAGAUAAAUAUAGGCCCCGCAAUUUCGAAAGCAACAAUUCCAGAAGAAGAAUAUGUUCCGAAUGGUAACACCAUUAUGCAUAAAGGGAUUGAGGAAACUGUCGAUGCAAUUAGAAAUAAAAAAGUCGAUGAAAGUUCUCGUUCUGAAAUAUACAAAGAAACAGCUAAAAUUGUUGGCAGCGCCCCAUCGAAGUCAAAACACGCAAAUAGAGUUUCGGUCAACAAUAUUGGUUCAGUUUUAGAAAAUAAAGAGAGUAAAAAGAUUCAAGAUAACAUUCAAGUUUCUAAAUCUGUUGAUUCUGCAGAAAAACUGGAUGAAAUUCAUACACCUAAAGGUGCCGGAGGUGAAUAUAAAACAGUUCACGAAAGCAUCAAUGAAAAGAUAGAAUCACAUAUCCAAAGCAGUUCCACGUCAUCGCCGUUUAGACGUGGUAAAUUAAAAGUUGCUCCCAAAAUAUUCGGUGCUUCGGUCAUGAAAUCUCCGAGUGUGAACCAGUCGGGUACUCCUGAGAGAAACAAAGACACGAAAGAAUACCAUGAUUCUAUAGUGAGAACAAAAAACGUUGAAGCGAGUCAAACAACUCAAUUUAAAGAUGUAAAAUCUGAUAUCAUUUGCCAAGAUCAGUCAAAAGAUGAAUCAUUCCAGACAGUUUCACCCCAGGAAAGCGUCGAGGUUCUGCCCACUAAUAUUUUCCAAAGACGAACCAAAUCAAGAUUUUUGCCCAAAGGAUCAUCUUUGGCUAGACUGGCAAGUAGUGGCGAAGUCAAGAAAACCAUUUGCAGUCCUCAUGGAAGUGCGCUUGUUGGCGUCAAAUCACAAAGCUCCCUUGGUAACUCCCCUCCUGUUUCUAGCGACGUUCCGAGUUCUGCGAUUGAGAAAGAUGCGUGUUCAGAUGAAGUUGUUGGCACAGCCGAACCACCGAAGAGUGUUUUUACUGCCAUCGUGGAAACAUUGGGUGCUCAAAGUCAGCAAGCAAACAAAUCACCUGAGGUGGUCACAAAUCGAAACUCAAUUCAGGCACCUGAGAACCCGAAUUUAGAUGCGAUGCUUAUUGAAAAACCAGAGGAAAAGAAAAGGGAAAAAGUGGUUCCAAUUUCUAUUGAUCUUGAACAACUUCAACAACGAAGGUCAAGUUUGACACUUGGUGAACUGAUUAAUUGUACUGUGAAAAACUCCCGCAAAAUGGAUCCCAGUUGCAAGAUGGAAGCACCAGAUUUGGACGAACUAAUGAAAGCCCAAAUAACGCAGCGUCAUACCCGACGAAUUGAUUCGAAUGCACCCAAUAUGCUAACCUUAGACAGGAUUAAGAAAGAGUUUGUGGAAAUAUCUAAGAAGGAACCGGGAAUCGUAAAGUCAGAACCGAGUGAUGAUAAGAACUCGGUUAACGGAGAGACGAAUAACAACAGUGAUGCCUAUGCGAAUGGAACCAAGAGUGAGUUCGAUGACACACCGUCCAAUGUGUUUGCGCCUCGACUAAAAAUGGGCGAAGAUGGCAAAUUUGUUUUGGACGAAGAGAGUCUGGUGAUUGAGCAGACGAGUGAGUUGAUGCUGAAUAAUGGAGUGGUGACACAGGGAAGCAGUAUGCCCAUCGGCACCUACCAGAAGACCCUUUCUCGCUUCCAUCACAGAAAUAGCAUCGGAUGUAACAUGUUUUGGACUGAAGAAGAGCUUAAAAGACUGUACAUGGGCAUCCAAAUGGUUGGUGUUGACUUCCUGAUGUUGAUGACACUCAUCCCUGACCGGAGUCACAAAGAACUGAGGCUAAAAUUCCACAGGAUAGACAUACAAGAACCUCAAUGGGCCGACAAACUACUUAGCCGACCGCUCCGCUAUGACAGACAACUGCACAUCAGUCGAUACAAAGCCGAGUUGCGCAACAUGUCAAGGAAAUUAUACGAAAAACGCAAGUUGAAGUUGCAGUUCGAAGCUAUGAGGAGGAAUGAAAAGGGUCAUUUUAACGAGUGGUUUUUGGAAAGAGAUUUUGAACAGGAAGAGGAAGAACGACAGGAGCUUCUGAAGAAAGAAGCGGGCAAGAAAACAUCUUCCAAGAAAUCAAAGAAGAGAAAAACUGAGAAUAAAGAUGGCGGUGAUCCAGAAAAUGAAGAUUGCAUUUCAAUUGAUGGUCAACAAGAUGAUACUUCGCAGUCUUCAUCGUCGUCUCUGAAACAUAAAAAUCAGCGGAAACGUAAGACUAAUGGUGAGGGGGACCAGAACGUCUCUGGUACUAUGCAGGCAGUUGCAGACUCCAACUUCAUUCCGCAGUCUAAAAAACCACGAGGCAGUAGAAAAUCGGCGGAUAAGGACACAUCCUCAAAACGGGGACCGGGAAGGCCCGUAACGACGGGAGAGAGCUCAAUGGAGACUAUAAACCUAUCAAUACAAGCCGCCAUUGAGCGGUACCAGGGUAUUAAAAGUGCAACCGAAUAUCUCUUAGAGAUGGAUCCAACAAUUCUAGAUGGCACAGGCAACGAGUACGACGUUGCGGAUCUUGAUCCACGAUCUAACCUUAAACUUGCUAAAGCCUUAAAUUCCCCCAAUAAUGUAAACGACCCCUCAUUUGGAAAUGGGUUCAAGUCAAUUGCAAUAAGCCUUCAGUUCCCGCAAGUGGCUAUUCACAACGAAAACUCUAUGACAUCAGAAUCAUCAUCAUCAUCCAUGGGUUCUUCGUCUCAGUUUUCUGCGCCUGGAAGUUCCAGAACCUCGGCAAAUAGCUCACCCGGACCUCCAGAUCUGCGCCAAGUAGCGACCGACACUGAUAUGUUUGACAGCGCGAUGAAAAACCCUAAUUCGGGUAUAGAAAGAAGAAAAAGAGCUAGCGAAUCUGAAGCACAUAGCGUGUUAAAAUCUACUACUGUUGUCGAGAGUGUGCAAGAGUCAAUGGAUUCUGACGAAGUGCAGCGCCGAGUUAAUUUGAAUGAGGAAAGUAGACAGCAAAAUCAAAGAUUGCUAGCUGAAGUAUCCAAAGUUUAUCAAAAUUGUCUCAGAGAAAGCGGCGAAGAUGCGCUGAUCAUUGAUGAAACUGGUUCAAGUGGUAUUGUGAAGCAGAGCGAAAAGGAAAAACUCGACGAGCGUUUGAAUGCAGUCAAAUCUAGGCAAUCAACUCAGGAAACUACGGAAGUUGGUCCAAUUGUUACUUACACACAAACAGCCGCCUCACAAUGUAAUGAAAAAAACAAUCCUACCACCAGUUCUGGCAGUCCAAAAGAUGACCAGAUAGAAGACUACGUUGGAUUCACUGCCAGUGUUCUCGUAUCCAUAGACAGAGUUCUCCAUAAGGCCUUAACAGAACCAAAUUCUCUUGAACAGUACUUGAAAUCCGCGGAUGAAUUAUUUACCGAGUCGAUGAAUGGUUGUGAAAAUGAAACCGGUGAAAUUAUUAAGCACUUCAAUGAACCCUCAACUGAGGGCAGAGUGAAAAAGAUGAAGGCAAAAGGUUUUCGGAAAUUUUCAAAAAAAGCUAAAAAGGAAGAGACUAAAGAAUUGUCUACGGAAAGUGAAAUUUCUAAUCAAUCGGCAAUGGAUAUUGGAACUGAAAAGUCAUCCAGUAGUGUAAAUGCGUGUAACCUGUAUCCUACAAUUUCACUUGAAAAUGGUAUUGAUAAUCGUCAAUCCCCGGUAAAAGAAGGAUCAAGUUCAGGUAACAUUCAAUACAAAAACCCUUCAUUACCAGAUAAGACUUCACAUGAGCAGAAUGAAUCGCCUUGCAAAACUCCGUUGAAAGUACCCUCAAAACUCCUCUUUAAGCAGUCACCUCUUGUUAACUCGCCUUGGACCAAAAAGUUGAUGGAAUCUUCUAAGCUUCCCGAAGAACUUGCAGAUAUGCUUGAAAUUGAGUUCAGUGACGGAGAAAUUAGUAAACUUGCAAAUGAAUUCAACGAAAGCUUCAUCGAGGAUACCAGCUUCGAUAGAUCUGAAGUGAAACUAAAAACUUCAGUGGAAAAGGAAACCACCCUCGAGCCGUGCGAUGGUUCCGUAAAUGAUCACAGACAAAGCAUUCCAGUAGUUAAUGUAAAAGAAUCUAUCGCCAGUUCCACUAAUUUAGCCCCACUAGAACAUCGUCAUCAGCUAGUUGGUGAUUAUGUACAAUUUAGGACAGAAACAGUUACUCGACAAUCUAAUUUUAACGAUUUGUUGGACCCAUGUGUAGCUAGUAGUCAGGAAUCCGUUGUUUCUCAUGAUGAUCAAGAUGUGAUAACAGCAGAAGCUGCCAAUGGGCUGAAUGUAGCAGAAUGGGCUGCAGAAGUAUCAGGGGUUGAAAGAAAUAAUUUUGCCGCGACAGUUUCGGCUAAUUCAGACCACCGGCAACAUUGUCAAACGGUUAACUCUGUAAACGAUCUUCCGUUUCCACCUCAGUUAUCUCAAAUAUCUAUCAGUGCCGAUGGCAAAGAUUUGAGUGACGAUGGUUUCUGUGAUGAAACUGACACAGGCAUCGAAGGUGGAACUAAAUCAUCGGUGGUGACUGAAGUUGGAGAAAUGCUUGGUGACAUAGAAACUGAAAAUGCUUCUAAAGAAUUGACAAUGUAUAAUGAAGCACCUUCAGAUGGCAGUAACGGUAAUUCAGGCGGCAACGAACAAGUCGACUUCUCACUAGGCCGAGUUCCUUCUCCGCCGCCAAUUCCAGAGAAUGGAGAGAUUGGUCUGAUAGUGAUUCCGGAAAAAUUGCCAUAUGCGUUCUAUUUCGACGGUGUGAACAUGAUUGCAGGCUUAGUGAGUGAGUCACCUGAUGAUCCUAAUGGAAGUGCACUUGAGACCGAAGGCGAAAAUGAAAUGGUAGCUGAAGUUCCUGCCGACAUCACGGAAGGAGAAGGAUCAUUCGAAUCGUUUGAAAGUGGAAUAGGAACUCUUCCUGAGGAGGAAAAAAAUGGACUUGAAUUACAAGAUAACACGAAGUUGUCAGCGGAAUCAGAGCGGGAAGAUGGACUGGGCGAAAGUGGAAUAGAAGCUCUUGAAGAACAAAAAGAUGAUUUGGAGGUUCGAAAGGACGAAACAAAGUUAACGGAAUCAGAAAAUACGAUAGCACAGGAAGACAAUGGAACGAUAUUAGAUUCGGAAGCACCAGCGAGUCCCCUUGUUUCAAAGAGUCCUUCUCGAACCGAGAUACAUAAUUCAAGAGUACCUCAAACACCGCCGAAGAAAAGUGGAAAAGGAGUUCAACUUGGCUUCGACCCAGGUUUCGGAACGACUCCGAAAAGCAACCGUGGCAAUUUGACUAGUUCAUAUCAUUCCUCGUCUUUAAUCUCCACAUUGAAAGGCAAAGAGCAAUCGAAUCCCUCUUCAAUAACAUCUAAAUUGCAAGAGAAAGGUCGACAGACACCCGAAAACAAAUUAGGGCUCAAGACUUUGAAAGAGAAAUCAUCUCUAAUCGUAUCGAUCAUUGAGACUGAAACGCCAGUUGAAAGAACAGCGAGCGUUAAUGAGUUAGCGCUUCUGAACGACUCAGAACUCGUUCCAACAGUUGUUCUUGAAACGCAUCGAGAUGAUCACUUAAUCGGUGAAAUUAUGCAGGAAACAGAAGUCAUUGACCUUGAUGCAAUAGAGGAAACAAUCGGCUCACAACGUCAACAUAAUUAUCAGUCACAUGCGGUUGAGAGUGAAAUGGGUGAAGUGUUUAUUCCGAAAAUAGCACGUAGAAAUCAAGAAAUGGAGCAGUUCAUAGAUGUAGACCUAUGUGAUGAACUUGAUAGAACCGAACAUAAUUUUACUAUCCGGCAUUAAUGUCUAGAAAUAGAGACUGAAUAGUUAAUUUAUAAUGAGUUUAUAUUAAAAGAUUUGGAGUAUUUGAUAUAUUAGGUAAAACAAAAAUUUACUUUAACAUGUUUUUGUUCAUUUUGAAAUACAGGAAAAAAUGCGAAGUGAUUUUGUUAACACUUCUUGCUCUAAAAUUUUCUGUUUACUCAAGGCCUCGUUGAGACCAAUAAAGUUUA